CUCUGAUGACUCCAGAGCCAGUGCUUAAGACAAGACCUAUCAUCAGAGUGGUUCUUGCUCCCCAGUCCAUUGAGGAAUCUGCUGUACCGGGUAUCUAAAGACUAUGUCUCUGCUCCUGAGGAGUAACAGCACAUACAAGCCAGAUGAUGGUGCCACACUACAGUACACGCCAGAAAUCAUUGGUUCCUUAAUUAUCUUCAUUCUCACCUUUAUCCUGGGCCUCCUGGGCAAUGGCUUGGUGAUCUGGGUGGCUGGCCUGAAAAUGAAGCGGACCGUGAACACUGUGUGGUUCCUGCACCUUGCCAUCGCUGACUUCCUGUGCUGCUUGUCUCUGCCAUUCUCCAUCAUUCACCUGAUCCUCCAUGAGUACUGGCCAUAUGGCCGCUUCCUCUGCAAGGUUAUCCCAUCAGCCAUCAUCCUCAACAUGUUUGCCAGCGUCUUCCUCCUCACUGCCAUCAGCAUUGACCGGUGCCUGAUGGUGAUGAAGCCAGUUUGGUGUCAGAACCACCGUAACGUGAGGCUUGCAUCAGUGAUGUGCGGUUGUAUCUGGCUCUUGGCUUUCAUUAUGUGUUGUCCUGCCUUCCUCUACCGUGAGACCUUCGAAGAUGUAUUCGGCAAAACUGUUUGUAGUUAUCAAUUUGGAGAUGAUAGGGAUUUCAUGGAUUAUGGGAAUGAUUCAGCCAUGAGCUCUGGCAUAUCCCCAGAUGAAUAUUCUGUUUUUUUCUCCAGCGGUGAUAUUCCUGGCAGCCUUUACAAUGAUACUGACUUACUGGGGAACUUAAAUGAUGACUUCUCCAACAGCAGUCGGCCAACCACCCUACUGAUCAUCGGUAUUACCAGGAUUGUCUUUGGCUUCCUCCUUCCCUUUAUCAUAAUGACAGUUUGCUACAUCCUUAUAGUCGUCAAGAUGCAUGGAGCCCAAUUUACCAAACCCCGUGGUAAGACACUGCGAGUGAUUCUGGUUGUGGUGGUUGCCUUCUUUGUCUGUUGGGCUCCCUUCCAUGUAGUUGGGGCACUGUCUCUCCUAGCUAUGCCAGGCACUGGAUUUAGGGAGGCAGUAGCACUGUGGGACCACCUCUCUACAGCACUAGCCUAUGCCAACAGCUGCAUCAACCCUUUGCUCUACGUAUUUGUGGGGAGGGACUUCAGGCAGAAGGCACGCCAAUCGGUGCAGGGCAUCUUGGAGGGCGCCUUCAGCGAGGAAGUUACACGCUCCACUUCCUACUCACGGGACAGGACCAAGACUUCAGCAUACAGGGAUAUCAGCAGCAACACCCUCUAAAACGGGGCUUCCAGACAGCAUUACCGGGGCGGGGGCGGUGGGGACAUUUGCACUUUCCAUGGCAGUGACUUUUUGCUUUAGGACAGCAGAGCCAGAACAAUGAGUUUGACAAUUAUCUGUAUGGGAUGCCCAUGGUGACUGGGGCACUUCCAAGCAAGCCAACCUCCCCUUUAAUAGCCUCCUGAAGAGAGGAGAGUUAGACAUGCCAAAAAAAAAAAAAAAAAAAGACAUACAAGGGAGGCAGAGAGCCCACAAUUUGAGAGAGAGAGAAGUGCACUUGUGAGAAGACUAUGUAGUUACUCCUUGACAUUACUAAAUAAGAAUGUGGUUGCAGAAUAUCUAUGUACUACAUUUAUUGAGCAUGUAUCACAUCAUCUCUACCUGCUAAAUUACAGGGAGAAGUUAUUUCGA
Malaclemys terrapin pileata is the source of this 1693-nucleotide messenger RNA. Its product is annotated as C3a anaphylatoxin chemotactic receptor-like. The transcript is spliced from 2 exons. Lineage: Eukaryota; Metazoa; Chordata; Testudines; Emydidae. The coding region runs from base 104 to 1282 and encodes 392 amino acids. Gene Ontology annotation, molecular function: G protein-coupled receptor activity; complement component C5a receptor activity. Gene Ontology annotation, cellular component: plasma membrane. The record is from RefSeq and is a predicted model, not a curated record. Gene Ontology annotation, biological process: positive regulation of cytosolic calcium ion concentration; chemotaxis; phospholipase C-activating G protein-coupled receptor signaling pathway.